Messenger RNA from Kluyveromyces lactis, 600 nucleotides. RefSeq names its product Arf family GTPase ARL3 (gene ARL3). The coding region runs from base 1 to 600 and encodes 199 amino acids. The record is from RefSeq and is a predicted model, not a curated record. Gene Ontology annotation, molecular function: GTP binding; GTPase activity. Gene Ontology annotation, biological process: protein localization to organelle; intracellular protein transport; Golgi to plasma membrane protein transport. The transcript has a single exon. Gene Ontology annotation, cellular component: Golgi apparatus. NCBI's taxonomy places the organism in Eukaryota, Fungi, Ascomycota, Saccharomycetes, Saccharomycetales, Saccharomycetaceae.
AUGUUCCAUUUGGCACGGAGUGUAUACAAGCAUUGGAAUCUACGAGAACAGCAUGACAUACUAAUUCUGGGACUCGAUGGAUCUGGUAAAACCUCAUUUAUAGAAACGUUAAAAGCUUAUUUAUCCAAGCCUUCCAAGGCGUUGAACAAGAUCCAGCCGACGAUAGGACAGAACGUUUCAUUCGUAUCGAUGGAUACACACCAUAUCUGGAAGAUUAUAGAUGUCUCAGGGCAAGAGAGUUUCCGUUACUUGUGGGAUUCUUAUUUCAACAAAGACAACAUACAUGGCAUCGUCUAUAUGGUAGAUACAUCGGACUCAGAUAGACUACAGGAAUCAAUAAACGAAUUACAAGCAAGAUAUGUGAAUACUCCCGCUGCGGUAGAUAUACCGAUAGCUGUUGUUCUUAAUAAGACUGACCAAUGUCUUGAUGUAUCAUCAUUCAUCGAUCGAUUCACCGAAUUGAUGAUCGAUCUUGACGUGAAGAGAUUCAACGUCUUCCAAAUCACUACAGCUCAACCCAACGAUUUACAAGAACCAUCAGAAUGGCUACGAACCCAAUUACAAGAGAAUAAGGAACUCAUUCCACCGUCAUAUAGAUAA